This is a messenger RNA of Eriocheir sinensis (Chinese mitten crab), 1815 nucleotides long. Its product is annotated as 3-oxoacyl-[acyl-carrier-protein] reductase FabG-like. The record is from RefSeq and is a predicted model, not a curated record. Bases 385 to 1041 code for a protein of 218 amino acids. Lineage: Eukaryota; Metazoa; Arthropoda; Malacostraca; Decapoda; Varunidae. The transcript is spliced from 9 exons.
AGCGACAAGGACUAAAGAAGAAGAAGAGGAAGACAGACAGGAGCAGGAGGGCGCCCAAAGAACACGUCGAAACACCAUUACGUAAAGCUGUCAGGAGAAGAUAAGGAGCCAGGAGGACACAUUGGCGCCAGAAGAGUGGGAAAUCACGGGAAAAUAACUUGAUAAAGGAUCCUAAGCAGCGAAAUAAGGAUGCAGGCAUCGGGCAAGGCAACAUCCCUCGCCGGCAAGGUGGCCAUAAUUACAGGUAUGGUAGACAAAGUGCACCCUAUAAUCUUGUGGUGAUGCACCUGAGGCUGGGCUACAGGUGCCUCCUCAGGGAUUGGCGCAGUAACAGCCCAGCUCUUCUCCAAGCUCGGGGCAGUCCUGGCAAUCACAGGGAGGAAUAUGGAGAACUUGAAGGCCGUGGCUGACAAGUGUUCCAAGGAGAGUGAAAAGCAGCCACUGAUAAUACAAGCUGACCUGACGAAUGAGGGGGACACCAAGCGCAUCAUUGAGGAGACCAUCAAGCAGUACGGCAAGCUGGAUAUACUGGUGAACAACGCCGGAAUCCUGGAGACCGGCAGCAUCCUCAACACCUCCCUGGAGCAGUACGACCGCCUCAUGAACACCAACGUCAGGUCCAUCUACCACCUGACGAUGCUGGCGGCUCCUCACCUCAUCGAGACACAAGGAAACAUCGUCAACAUCUCCAGCGUCAACGGUCUGCGGGCAUUUGCUAAUGUCCUCGCCUACAACAUAUCAAAGUGUGCAGUUGACCAGUUCACGCGCUGUGUUGCUCUAGAACUUGCUGAAAAGAAAGUCAGAGUGAAUGCUGUCAAUCCUGGCGUGGUCAUCACUGAACUGCAAAAACGUGGAGGCCUUGGACCCGAGGCUUAUGCCGCUUUCCUGGAGCGCUCCAAGACCACACACGCCCUGGGACGUCCUGGUCAGCCUGAGGAAGUUGCAGCGGCCAUUGCUUUCUUGGCCUCUGAUGACGCUUCAUUCAUCACCGGUGCCUCGCUGCCAGUUGACGGUGGACGCCAUGCCAUGUGUCCGCGCUGAGCCUCUGAGGUAGGCCGUGCGACUGUGCUGUGAGAGGCUGGUGUGCUGCUGAUGAAACAGUUGUAAGCUUAAGUUGCUGGGCUAAUGAAGUUGUUACCUUUCCUUUCAUUUGUCUAAAAUCUCAUAUUAUCCUUCAAGUGUAUAUUUUAGUCUCUGAGAUGUCAUCUUACUAUGGCAAGAUCAGCUGUUGUGAAGCUGAUAAAGACAAAGUUUGAAGCUGAAGAAGCUGGGUUAGUUAAGUAAUUUGCUUCUUUCUUUUCUUUACAAUUUAAUAUUUUUUUACAAGGACAUAUAUUUUUGCCUCUGAAUUGUGGCAUGGUUAACAUAAUGGUCUACUGUUGCUGUUGGAAGCAUUCUAAGAUAAAAUGGUGGUUAGGUUAGUCAAGUAAUUUCUGUUCCUUUCUUUUGUCUCCUAAAAGCACAUCAUUUGUUUAUGUACAAUUUGAUAUUUUCUUACAAGGGCAUAUAGUUUUGCCUCUGAGAUGUGGCAUAUGGUCCAUUGUUGCCGGUGGAAAUAUUUUAAGAUCAAGUGCUUAAGUCAGUUAAGUUAAUAUCUGUGCCUUUAAUAUGUCUCCUAAAAGCACAUAAUUUUUGGCAUGAGCCGUUGGGCAGCUGAUGAAAAGAGUGGCCUAGUUAGUGAAGUACUUUCUUUUCCUUUGGUCUCCUUUAUGUUAAGUUUUUUCUUCCUGAGGGUAGUGUACUUAAUAUGGCGUGUUGUAAGGUGGCAGCAGAGGUUGUUUUUCUGUAUUGUAUUGGAAUAAAUUUGUGAAUAUA